Ochotona princeps (American pika) is the source of this 2866-nucleotide messenger RNA. RefSeq names its product leucine rich repeat LGI family member 4 (gene LGI4). Gene Ontology annotation, biological process: neuron maturation; myelination in peripheral nervous system. NCBI's taxonomy places the organism in Eukaryota, Metazoa, Chordata, Mammalia, Lagomorpha, Ochotonidae. The transcript has 9 exons. The record is from RefSeq and is a predicted model, not a curated record. Gene Ontology annotation, molecular function: protein binding. The coding region runs from base 740 to 2365 and encodes 541 amino acids.
CAGGGGUUUGGGGCUGGACAACGGUCCCGUCAAGUGUGGCCACCAGAGGGAGCAGCUGGGCCUCAUUUGGCCCCUUUGCGCCUCCAUGACAGCGCCCACCACACCCUCCAGGAGCCUGGGGAGGGGGCUGGCUCGCCAGCGACCCCGACAGCGGCAGCACUCCCCCUCCCAUCUGCCGAGCCAUGUGGUCCCCACUCUGCCGCCAUCCUCCGUAUACUGUCUGAAUGGGUUGACUGGGGCUCUGGGGAGGGGGCCGGCUGGGCGUGGCCAGGACAGGACCAGCCCGGGGCGGCCCCGCCCCCUCUCCAGGGGCCACCCAGUCCCUCUCCCCAUAGCAGCUCUUCCUAUGGCCUCUGACCCCCUCCUCCUUUCUACCCAGCACUCGGGGACCCAGCAAGUCCCUCUCCUAAAUCAUCAGGGAGAAGGAGCGUGGGAGCAGGCCACCAGCCGGGAGAGGCCGGGAGGCCAGCAGACAGGGACCUGCGGGGACUGGGAGACUGGACAGAACCAGAGACAAGGACAGGGAGACAAAGGCAGGCAGUGGGAGAGAAGGGAGCAGGCUAACUCAGAGACAAGCAGAGAGGGAGGGGAAAAAAGCAGGGAGGAAGGCAGGCUGGAAAGGAGGCCCCCCGGGGCCAGGGUCAAGGCCAGGGUGGGGAGGACAGGUGGGAUGCAGGGGUGCCUAGCACAGGGGAGUUAGUGGGAGAGGGCAAGGGGCACUUUGGCAGGGGGAGGGGGCAUGGGAGGGGCAGCCCCGCUGCUGUUGCUGCUGCUGCUGCUGCUGGAUGGACCAGGGCCGGGGACAGCCUGGAGAGCCCCGAAGAGCAAGUGUUCUCCCAGCUGUUCCUGCUCCAAAGACACCGCCCUGUGCGAGGGCUCCACGGAGCUGCCCAGGAGCCUCCCGCCCACACUGCUGUCCCUCUCACUCGUCAGGACUGGACUCACCCAACUGAAGGCCGGAAGCUUCCUGAAGGUGCCGUCUCUGCACCUGCUCCUCUUCACCUCCAACUCCUUCUCUGUGAUUGAGGAUGAUGCGUUUGCAGGCCUGUCCCACCUGCAGUAUCUUUUCAUCGAGGACAACAAGAUUGGCUCCAUCUCUAAGAACGCCCUCCGAGGACUCCGCUCGCUCACACACCUAAGCCUGGCCAAUAACCACCUGGAAGCUCUGCCCAGGUUCCUGUUCCGAGGCCUGGAGACCCUGACUCAUGUGGACCUCCGCGGGAACCCGUUCCAGUGCGACUGUCGUGUCCUCUGGCUGCUGCAAUGGCUGCCUACUGUGAAUGCCAGCGUGGGCACUGGGGCCUGUGCGGGCCCCACAGCCUUGACCCACAUGCAGCUCCAUCACUUGGACCCAAAGACCUUCAAGUGCAGAGCCAUAGAGCUGUCCUGGUUCCAGACAGUCCGGGAGUCCGCACUGGGUGUGGAGCCCUUCUCCUACCAGGGGGAGCUCCAUGUCAUCCUGGCUCAGCCCUUUGUUGGCCGUUGCCUGAUCCUCGCCUGGGACUACAGCCUGCAGCGCUUCCAGCCCAAGGAAGAGCUGGCAGCACCUUCGGUGGUGGCCUGCAAACCGCUGGUGCUGGGCCCUCGCCUCUUUGUGCUGGCUGCCCGCCUGUGGGGUGGCUCACAGCUGUGGGAGCGGUCUCGCCCGGAUCUGCGCCUGACCCUGACCCAGGCCCUGGCCCCACGGAGGCUGCUGCGGCCCAACGACGCCGAGCUGCUAUGGCUGGAAGGGGACCCCUGCUUUGUGGUGGCUGACGCCUCCAAGGCGGGCAGCACUACCUUGCUAUGCCGAGACGGGCCGGGCUUCUACCCGCGCCAGAGCCUGCAUGCCUGGCACCGGGACACGGAUGCUGAGGCCCUGGAGCUGGACGGCCGGCCCCACCUGCUGCUGGCCUCAGCCUCACAGCGGCCCGUGCUCUUCCACUGGCUCGGGGGCCGUUUUGAGAGGCGCACAGACAUCCCCGAAGCCGAAGACGUCUACGCCACGCGCCACUUCCAGGCCAGCGGGGACGUCUUCCUGUGCCUCACGCGCUACAUCGGGGACUCCAUGGUCAUGCGCUGGGAUGGCUCCAUGUUCCGCCUGUUGCAGCAGCUCCCUUCGCGAGGAGCUCACGUCUUCCAGCCGCUGCUCAUCGCCAGGGACCAGCUGGCCAUCCUGGGCAGCGACUUCGCCUUCAGUCAGGUCUUGCGCCUGGACUCUGACAAGGGACUCCUGGAGCCGCUGCAGGAGCUGGGGCCCCCGGCCUUGGUGGCCCCGCGGGCCUUCGCCCACAUCGCCGUGGCUGGCAGACGCUUCCUCUUCGCGGCUUGCUUCAAGGGCCCCACGCAGGUCUACCAGCACCGCGAGUUAGAUCUCAGCGCCUAACCCUGGACCGCGGGGCUGGGAGCUGGCGUGGACACUCGGAGCGAGACGGGUCCUGGGAGACGCUGACCACAGGCCGAGUUCCUCCGUCAACGGCCCACUUCUUGGAGGAUCUGGGCAUGCACGUGGACAACUGGAAAAUCCCAGCCCCAGAGCCUGACCAAGCUGAUCUUGCAGGGUCGGUGGACCCGCAGACAGCAUCCUUGCAGAGUCCGAAUGCAAUCCGUCCAAUCAAUCGCUUCCUGGGAGGAGGGCCUCCGUGACGUCACAGUUGCUGGGCAGCUUUCCCUUCUGGACUAACUCCCUCUACCGCUUGUGCGCAUGUCUGCUGCCGCCGGCGGCUCCAGGGCGGCUUCUCUCUGUCGCGCAUGCGCACGUGGAGAGUGGGCCGUGGUGGAGAAGCUAGGGUAUUUGGGGGAUCCUUGGAGACCCCUGGCCGUCCCAGGGGGUGAUCAGAGCAAGGAUAGAAAAUGUGUAAGAUCAAUAAAUGUGCCGUGCACCUGC